AGUGUUGAUCAUGUUGGGCUCUGGGUUCAAGGCUGAGCGCCUGCGGGUCAACCUGCGCCUCGUCAUCAAUCGCCUCAAACUGCUGGAGAAAAAGAAGACUGAGUUGGCCCAGAAGGCGAGGAAGGAGAUUGCAGAUUAUCUGGCAGCUGGGAAAGAUGAGCGUGCCAGGAUUCGCGUGGAGCACAUCAUCCGUGAAGACUACCUUGUGGAGGCCAUGGAGAUCCUGGAGCUGUACUGUGACCUGCUGCUCGCCCGCUUUGGCUUGAUCCAGUCCAUGAAGGAGCUGGACUCUGGCCUGGCAGAAGCAGUGUCUACACUGAUUUGGGCUGCACCACGGCUCCAGUCAGAAGUGGCUGAGUUGAAGAUUGUUGCUGACCAGCUGUGUGCCAAGUACAGCAAGGAGUACGGGAAGCUGUGCCGGACAAACCAGAUCGGGACAGUCAAUGACAGGCUGAUGCACAAGCUGAGUGUCGAGGCACCACCCAAGAUCCUGGUGGAGCGAUACCUCAUUGAGAUUGCUAAGAACUACAAUGUGCCUUACGAGCCCGACUCGGUGGUGAUGGCUGAAGCUCCUGCAGGCGAAGAGGCAGUUCUGAUUGAUGUGGGAUUCACAGACGAUGUGAAGAAGGGUGGCCCUGGAGGAGGAGGUGGAUUCACAGCCCCAAUGGUUCCCCAUGAUGGACUAGUACCCAUGCCAGUGAUGAUGCCUAUGCCCAUGCCAACACCAAAUCCACCCUUCUCCUACCCACCUCCCAAGGGACCGGACAACUUCAAUGGCCUACCAGUGGGGACCUACCAGCCUUUCCCCGACAUCCAUCCACCACCAGUUCCAGCCAACCCACCAACAUAUGAGUCUAUCGAGGAGCCCAGCGCUGACAAGGACGGCUCUGCGCCAGCGCCUGGGCCCAAGCCCAAAUCUGAAGCUUCUCCUAAACCAGGAGCUGGAGUUCCUGAUGCCUCGGAUAACUUUGUGCUGCCCGAGUUACCAUCCGUGCCAGACACGCUGCCAACAGCCUCUGCUGGCGCCAACUCCUCUGCCUCUGAAGACAUCGACUUUGAUGAUCUUUCUCGGAGAUUUGAGGAACUAAAGAAGAAAACAUAAAGCUGCCUGGGCUGUAGCUCUGGUGUGAGGGGCAGGAGCUGUGGCAGCUGCUUCUCUCUGGAACAGACUCUCCUUCAAACUGGUUUCCUCUAUUAACCUCAAAUGAACAGGCUCUCCU
Molecule: messenger RNA, 1220 nt
Organism: Chaetura pelagica (chimney swift)
Lineage: Eukaryota; Metazoa; Chordata; Aves; Apodiformes; Apodidae
Gene: IST1
Product: increased sodium tolerance 1 homolog (yeast)
Exons: 9
Coding region: 11-1102 (363 amino acids)
Biological process (GO): protein transport
Source: RefSeq, a predicted model, not a curated record